Molecule: messenger RNA, 1376 nt
Organism: Arachis duranensis
Lineage: Eukaryota; Viridiplantae; Streptophyta; Magnoliopsida; Fabales; Fabaceae
Product: plant intracellular Ras-group-related LRR protein 7
Exons: 9
Coding region: 179-964 (261 amino acids)
Molecular function (GO): protein binding
Source: RefSeq, a predicted model, not a curated record
ACUAUUGAAUCUCUUUUCUUCUUCUUCUUCUUCCUACUCUGUCUUCUUUGUCAAAUCAAUUUCUGAGCCUCACUUGAUUUCUAUUUGAAUUUGUGUCGUAAAUAACCUAACCGUUUCACUUCGCACCUCCAAAACCCAGCACGACAAAAAAAAGAGAUUUUUUUUGGGGAAUUGUGGAAUGGGGUGUAUACAGAGCAAAAAUGCUGACACCAAAGCCACCAGAGCUGCGCGGUGGCGAUCCACCGGCAUUGUUGCUCUCCGCGACUCCAAAUUGAAGACGUUUCCUGACGAAAUCCUUGAUCUAGACAGAAGUGUGCGCACACUUGACUUAACACAUAAUCGAAUAGUUGACAUUCCCAUGGAAAUAAGCAAAUUAAUUAAUAUGCAGCGCCUGAUAUUGGCGGAGAAUGUAAUUGAGAGACUGCCAGUGAAUUUGGGGAAACUCCAAUCUCUAAAACUCAUGAACCUUGAUGGAAAUCAAAUUUCUUCCUUGCCUGAUGAAUUGGGCCAGUUGGUAAGGCUUGAACGCUUAUCCAUCUCUGGAAAUUUGUUAACAUCCUUGCCAGCAACUAUUGGCAGUUUAAGAAAUCUGUUGAUUUUAAAUGUGUCAAAUAACAAGUUACAGUCUCUACCAGAAUCCGUUGGUAGUUGCUACUCUUUGGAAGAAAUACAAGCUAAUGAUAAUCAAAUUGAAGAGCUUCCUGCUUCAGUAUGCAAUCUCUCUCACUUGAAAUCACUUUCCCUAGAUAACAAUAAUGUGAACCAGAUACCGCCGAAUUUAUUGAAAGACUGUAAAGCUCUUCAGAACUUAUCACUGCAUGGCAAUCCAAUAUCAAUGGAUCAAUUUCAGCAGAUGGAUGGAUUCCAAGAAUUCGAAGCCAGAAGGAGAAAGAAGUUUGACAAACAAAUUGAUGCAAACGUGAUGAUUAGUUCCAAAGGCCUUGAUGAGGGUGUUGAUCAUUAAAAUCAUCCUAUGCUAGAUAAUGACACCACUUGCAAUGGAACUAUACAUAGACAUACAUUUUGGAUGAAACUUUUUAUGUAGCAUGGAAGAAAGGGUAUCUGAUCCCUCUGUUACAUUGUAUAUGAUCCCUAUUUUUGUUUCUCCUUACCCAAAUUUUGAUGCAAAUAUGCAUUGCUGGCUUGUAAAUGGAGCCAUUAUCCAGCACUCAUCUAUAGAUUUUCAUAUAUGGGAUUAUUUGAAACCAUUUUGUUGAUGAUGAAAAGGGAUUAUAUAUGUCUCUUGGCAGAUGUAAAUUAACAUUGCUUUGGAUGUGUAAUAUUUAAGGGCUGCAAUGGCAUUCUUUGCCCCUUAAUAUUAUUUCAGGUGAUAAAGAAUGAAAAAAUCUUAUCCAGUGCUUUGUUUCAUUCUAAGC